GCCACCAUUUGUCACUUUCUUCCUCUUUCCCAUUAUUUAUAUACUAUAAAAACUUGUCAACAAACGCUAACUCCCACUCUGCUCUGCUCUCAGAUCUCUCUCUUUAUCACCUUCUUGGAAAAAUUUGGAGUUCUCAGCAAUGGCGGAUGAGUCGCAAAAAUGGGUACUCCUCGUCACUGCCCGUACACCCACCAACAUCGCCGUCAUCAAGUACUGGGGAAAGAGAGACGAGAAAUUGAUCUUACCUGUCAACGACAGUAUCAGUGUCACUCUUGAUCCCGAUCACCUCUGUACCACUACCACUGUCGCUGUCAGUCCCACCUUUGACCACGAUCGGAUGUGGCUCAACGGCAAGGAGAUUUCCCUUUCUGGAGGCAGGUUCCAAAGUUGUCUUAGGGAACUUCGCAGUCGUGCUGGUGAUGUUGAGGACAAGGAAAAGGGUAUCAAGAUUUCGAAGGAGGACUGGGGAAAAUUGCACAUACACAUUGCUUCAUACAACAACUUCCCCACUGCUGCUGGAUUAGCUUCCUCUGCUGCUGGUUUAGCUUGUUUUGUUUUUUCCCUUGCAAAGUUAAUGAAUGUGAAUGAAGAUCAGAGCAAGCUUUCGGCUAUUGCAAGGCAAGGUUCAGGCAGUGCUUGCCGAAGCUUAUAUGGUGGAUUUGUGAAGUGGAUCAUGGGGAAAGAAGAGAAUGGAAGUGACAGUGUUGCAGUUCAGCUAGCAGAUGAGAAACAUUGGGAUGAUCUAGUCAUAAUCGUUGCAGUGGUAAGUUCACGGCAAAAGGAAACAAGUAGCACCUCAGGAAUGCGCGAGAGUGUUGAAACAAGUUUGCUUUUACAACAUAGGGCAAAGGAAGUAGUACCAAAACGUAUAUUGAAAAUGGAAGAAGCAAUAAAAAAUCGUGAUUUUGCUUCAUUUGCACAAUUGACUUGUGCGGAUAGCAACCAGUUUCAUGCAGUUUGCCUAGACACAAGCCCCCCUAUAUUCUACAUGAAUGACACAUCCCACAGGAUAAUUAGUCUUGUUGAAAAGUGGAAUCGUGCUGAAGGAACACCCCAGGUGGCUUAUACUUUUGAUGCGGGGCCAAACGCUGUUAUGAUUGCACGCAACAGAAAAGUUGCUGGUCUUCUGCUUCAGAGGCUCCUAUACCACUUCCCUCCAAACUCGGAUGCAGAUUUGAGCAGUUACAUUGUUGGCGACAAGUCAAUUCUACAAGAUGCUGGGCUUGAGGGGCCGAAGGAUGUGGAAGCUUUGCCGCCACCGCCAGAAAUCAAGGAUAACAUUCCAUCUCAGAAAUGCAGAGGCGAUGUGAGUUAUUUUAUCUGUACCAGACCUGGAAAAGGUCCGGUCUAUGUUUCAGAUGAAAGCCAUGCUCUUCUUAACCCAGAAACCGGGUUGCCAAAUUAAGUUAUAGAGUAUAAUUUCCUUUAGCUGGAUCUUCUCAUCGUCAAGCCGAGGCAUGAAGUGUAUAGCUCAUGUAGAUAAUCCUUUUAUGGUUUAUCUGAGUUUCUCCAAAUCAGUUUGUGCUCAUUUACUAAUGUAUUUUGUAACUUAAAAUCUUUCUUGCUCUUUUGAUCAAAUUUUUGUACUAUUCUCUUCUUUAACGCAUAAAUGAAUAAGUUGUUUAUUGUUCCUUUUGCUGAAA
Humulus lupulus (European hop) is the source of this 1643-nucleotide messenger RNA. Its product is annotated as diphosphomevalonate decarboxylase MVD2, peroxisomal. Gene Ontology annotation, biological process: isoprenoid biosynthetic process; isopentenyl diphosphate biosynthetic process, mevalonate pathway. The transcript is spliced from 10 exons. The record is from RefSeq and is a predicted model, not a curated record. Gene Ontology annotation, molecular function: diphosphomevalonate decarboxylase activity; ATP binding. Gene Ontology annotation, cellular component: cytosol. The coding region runs from base 140 to 1405 and encodes 421 amino acids. NCBI's taxonomy places the organism in Eukaryota, Viridiplantae, Streptophyta, Magnoliopsida, Rosales, Cannabaceae.